Messenger RNA from Ilyonectria robusta, 1245 nucleotides. RefSeq lists its product as uncharacterized. Lineage: Eukaryota; Fungi; Ascomycota; Sordariomycetes; Hypocreales; Nectriaceae. The coding region runs from base 1 to 1245 and encodes 414 amino acids. The transcript has a single exon. Gene Ontology annotation, biological process: regulation of DNA-templated transcription. Gene Ontology annotation, molecular function: zinc ion binding; DNA-binding transcription factor activity, RNA polymerase II-specific. The record is from RefSeq and is a predicted model, not a curated record.
AUGGAGCGGGGAGAACUCAAAGCCUGUGAUGCUUGCAGGAUAGCUAAGCGGAGGUGUACCAAAGAGUUCCCUGCAUGUGGCCGUUGUGAGCUCAAGGGGCUGGAGUGUGCAUAUCCGGUCCGCCCUACGUUCAUCGUUUAUGGCCUUGGAGACCGUGAUGCGGACUGCUUCAAUGCCCAAGCUGCGGGAAAUCACACCGGGGGACACACGUUAGAAGACUUACAGCAUCUGGGUAUCACGAACACCUUGGACCCUCACAGAUCUGGUAGCCAGCUUGGAAGCUUUAUCGGCCCCUCACUCAUCGAUCUGCAGACAGCUUGGUUCCUUGCUCCGGAAGCAUGGGCCAUUGCACCAAUCGAAACCAGCCGCCUCACACCGAUCUGCAGCACGGUAGUGAGGAGGUAUAUUGCGAAGAUACAGGGUUGGCUUAAGGAAUGGGUUGAUAAGGGCAGCAAUCCCUUCAUCCAUUCCCAACUAUACAAGAACCGGUUUCCGAGACCCAUACAAGAUGCCUUUACAGUCUUAUCCAGUUACCUUAGCCGGAGCCCUGCGACAGAGGACAUGAUAUUUCGUAUUAUGGAGGAGCGGUCAAGUGAAAUCGUGAAAGGGCAAAAUCGACCGCAAGCACAACCAAAUCUCGAUACGUUUGAUCACAUAUGCCGAGUUCAGGCCUUGCUGAUUUAUUCCUUCAUUCGACUCUUCAAUGGCGACAUCAGACAACGCUACCUCGCAGAACAACAACUUCCAAUUCUACGCCUCUGGACCAACCAAAUGCUCACUACCGCCACCCACGCAGCACAAGACGGAACUCUCCUGCUUUCCAACCUAAUAGAACCCGAUGAAUCUGGUCAAAAUGUGGGAACAUUACAAGAGAGACUUGAGAAACUCCUCUGGCAUGCUUGGAUCCUCUCUGAGAGUCUCCGCCGCACGUGGCUCGUCUCACAGGCCGUCCAGUCCAUCUAUAUCACUAUGCAGACUAGGGAAAUAGAAUGCCCCGGGGGAGUGAUGUUCACGACCCGUCGGGGGGUCUGGGAGGCCGAAUCGGCGUUUGCGUGGACCAAAAUGUGUGCGGAGCGCAAUGUAGGCUUUAUGCACAGGAAUGACACAGAGAGAGUGCUUGUUGAGGAGACUCCGGGAGAAGUUGAUCACUUCAGCCUCGCAGUUAUGGAGCUUGACUUUGGCCUUGAAAAAAUACAGAGAUGGGGAGUUAAUUCAGUGGUCCAAAUGGAUUUUCCUGUAGCCUGA